AUGCCUGUGGCCAUAGUGGCCGAGCCGGGCAACCUGAACAAGGUCACGAAGGCCCAGCCUCCAUGGCCUCCUGAAUGGCCGGCUCCUCCAUGGCCUCCAGAAUUCCCUGAUCCGCCCUGGAGACCUUCCUUGUCUCUGCCCUGUUCCUGCCCUGCACCAGCCUCCAGGGCGCCCGCGCCUUCUGGGAGUCGUUACCUGGCAUCGGGUGAUUGUCAUGAUCGCUGCCUCACGUGUCUGGGCAUUAAGCAUGUUGGGGUGUCGUUUGUGGAUGAGUCAUCUUCUCAUUGCGGGAAGAUUACCAUCUCGGAGUUGCAGGCCAAGAUCCGUUACCUCAAAAGGGGCGGAGCUCCGCUGCUUCUGCCUCGAUCUAGUUCUCGUCAUGGCGGCAGUCAGAUGGAACAGUUGCUAGUUGCUGAACUUGGAUGCAGUGUGAUUAUACCCUGCUCUCACUCAGACGACUUUAUAAAUACUGUUUCAUGGUAUAAACAUUCUCUUGGAAAGAAACCGCUUCUCAUAGCAUAUUCAGAACAUGGCUCUGACAGCGUUACAUAUCAAAAUGGCUUUAAAAAGGAAAAUCAAUACUUUAUCAGAAGUGGAACUGGCUCUUUUAAUUUGACCAUCAUACACUUGGAAGAAUAUGAUUCUGCAACCUACUAUUGUGCUGUGAGUUUCUUGAACAUUAUUACAUUUGGAGAAGGGACGAUUCUUCUACGUAAAGAUAGUGAUGGAACGAGAAGGACCACAGUUCUCCAGCAACCUGUAUCUGACAGACUUCAUCCAGGAGAUUCAGUGACCCUGCAGUGUUCAGUCAUCAGUCAGAUCUGUGCAGGAGAAUACAGUGUCUACUGGUUCAGACAUUCAUCAGGACAUUCUGAUCCAGGAAUCAUUUACACUCAUGAUAACAGGAGUGAUCAGAGCAUGGAGAGAUCAGAGAGCAGCUCUUCUACCCAGAGCUGUGUCUAUUUUGAGCCAGAAUGA
Messenger RNA from Sinocyclocheilus anshuiensis, 978 nucleotides. RefSeq lists its product as uncharacterized. The record is from RefSeq and is a predicted model, not a curated record. The coding region runs from base 1 to 978 and encodes 325 amino acids. The transcript is spliced from 4 exons. Lineage: Eukaryota; Metazoa; Chordata; Actinopteri; Cypriniformes; Cyprinidae. Gene Ontology annotation, biological process: cell surface receptor signaling pathway. Gene Ontology annotation, cellular component: plasma membrane.